This is a messenger RNA of Ilex paraguariensis (yerba mate), 669 nucleotides long. NCBI's taxonomy places the organism in Eukaryota, Viridiplantae, Streptophyta, Magnoliopsida, Aquifoliales, Aquifoliaceae. The record is from the annotation of a GenBank genome assembly.
AUGGCUUCUUCUCCAUUAGCCGAAUUCCAAAAUGGGGGCCCUUUAACACCACCACCGUCAUCAGGAUCUGACGCUCACGAACCUCAAUCAAAUCCAUUAUCUGACUCCGCCCCUCCAGUCACUCACAAUGAAGAGCCGCCACCUCAACAACUACAGCUUGCGGUGACUACAGAACCAACAGCGACGGCGAUGACGGCGGUGGCGAAGUGGCCCGGGUGGCCAGGAAACAACGUGUUUCGGCUUAUAGUGCCGGUUCUCAAGGUGGGUAGUAUUAUUGGCCGCAAAGGAGAGCUGGUUAAGAAGAUGUGUGAGGAGACUCAUGCUCGCAUUCGCAUUCUCGAAGGACCCCUUGGCACCGCUGACCGUAUUGUCAGUUCCCUCUCUCACACACAAACACACACACUUCCGUUCUCUUUAUGCAGUUUUUGCAUUCUUUUAGGUUAUAAAUUGGAGGGUGUGAAAGUGUUUCUUGUUAAUCAACUUGGCUUGCUUAUACACAAAUGUAUUUUUAUUAAAAAGAACUCAUGUCUUUCAUGGUCGAUGGCUUGUGAUGUAUCUGCUGCCAUGAGAAAGAGCUGUAUUUUGAAGCUAAUCAUUCAAGUUAGAAUAGGUGGUAUGCUGAGUUACUGGGAAGAUUGUUCUAGAGAAAAGAAGCUUGCAAUCUCCUAA